ACUCUCACAUAGUAACAUGGUGAAUAUAACUAUUUUGAACAGUAAUGUAACACAAGUACUCCCUGAUGAUAUUGUUGGAAGAUGUCUUAAAGUUGACGGUAAACUGGUUUGUAACCUCAAAGCACUGAUGAAGGAUGAUAAAAGUUCUGUCAAGCUUGAGAUAGAUUCACCCACAGGGUUUAUACCUGAACCCCAGCUGGAUAUUAGGGUCAGCGCUUCCUCCGCAUGCAGUAAAAAGGUGUUCUCUGAAAAUCUUAGAAUUGAUAUUAAACAAAUUUGGGAUAUUUCAGCGACCCCUACGAGCGCUGAUAAGACCUUGAUAUGGAGAGAAAACACACCAGACCGGAAUAAAGAGGAGUUACAGAUUGUUAAACAUGAAUUUCAGAUAAUUAACAGUGGUCCAAGUAUGAAUUCAGAGUCUGAGAUUCUUGUUUUUCUACCGUCAGAUCACCCCCUUACCAAUGAAGCAUCUGUAGUACUUGGUGGGAAUCCAUGUACGGAAGAAGGAGAUCUGGAAUUUAGAAGGAUUCCACCACAACCUUCGGCACUUCCUCAUCAAAAUGUUGAAAAUGUAUUCUGCAGUAUACGAGCUAUGUGUAGAGUUAUCAGCUGUAAACUAGCUCCUCUCUACCCUUCAACUAUAUAUAUUGUAUUUAGUGUAUUCUGCAGUAUACGAGCUAUGUGUAGAGUUAUCAGCUGUAAACUAGCUCCUCUCUACCCUUCAACUAGCAACAGUAUUAUGUUAUCUGUUAGCUACAACUUUUCUAUCGGUGGUGCGGAAAAUUCCUCCCAUUCAGUUUUCCAGCUGGUCACAGGGGUCAUCACAGUAGAUUACAGAAACCAAGAAAGGAAAGCUGUUUCAUCAACUACGUUUAAAUUUUCAGCAACUACGUUUUUGGAAGAGGUUUUAAACUACUAUGAACUCAUUAUGGCCUUGGUUGCCUGUAUUGUCCUCAUAGUUCUUAUCAACUUCGUUUUCAAGUACUUUGAUGUCUUCAAUAAAGUUAGAAUCUACAAGAAUAAACAUCCUGAUGAAGGUCUUGAACUAAUGGAUAAUAACGAAGAAAUCAUCAAGGAUGAAGUCGAUACAGCUGGAGUCUUGUUGAGAAAUUAAAUAAAGAAAUGUAAAAGAUAUAAAGUUGAAAGUUUUAUUUUUAUGCUCUUGACUUGCUCAAAACGGGUUCGUCUUUUUAAGAAUAAAAUUUGAUAUCUUAAAUAAAUAUAUCCUAGA
Molecule: messenger RNA, 1231 nt
Organism: Eurytemora carolleeae
Lineage: Eukaryota; Metazoa; Arthropoda; Copepoda; Calanoida; Temoridae
Exons: 13
Coding region: 17-1114 (365 amino acids)
Source: RefSeq, a predicted model, not a curated record